Molecule: messenger RNA, 1227 nt
Organism: Rangifer tarandus platyrhynchus (Svalbard reindeer)
Lineage: Eukaryota; Metazoa; Chordata; Mammalia; Artiodactyla; Cervidae
Source: the annotation of a GenBank genome assembly
AUGCCAGCUCUUACAAAGGCUUCGCUGUGUGGCGUCCCGACGGGCUGGCCCAGGACCCAGUAUGGCAGCUCUGUUGUGGGCCAAAGAGGAAGCCCGAGUCGGAAUGGCCUCAUGGGAGGAAAGGUAUUCCUAGGCUAUCAGCAUCUUAAGAGGCAGGACUUUGCUCCCUUGAUUGUUUUCAACCAAAAGCUGUCUAAGAGUUGUUGCUCAAAAAGUUUCAUGGAUGGAAGCCUCCAAAGCCUCCAGUCGCUCCAGCUGGCGGGCCUCAUGGGCUUCCCUCCGGGACUGGCCACAGUCGCGGCAGCCGGAGGCGACGACGCCAAGAACCCGGCAGCCGUGCUGCCCUUGAUGCCACCGGGCGUGGCCGGUCUGCCCAGCAUGUUCCGGCUCGGAGGGCUGCUCAACGCCCCGCUGUCUGCCGCCACCGGGAGCCCCGCGGACCCCGAGGACGGUGCGCCCAGGGCAGAGGAGAAGGGCGGCGAGCACGAGGACAGGAGCAAGGGCCCGGAGGAAAGCACAGACGCCGCCGCGGCCCGGCCUCUGCGAACGGAUCACGGCUGGAAGGACAGGGUAGGAGCUGGGAGAGAGCAAGAAUGCCAAGGAGGAAGGGAUGCCAAGGAGAUGUUUCUGGCGACGGAGCAGCUGGCUUCCUGCUGUCACCGAGAUUGGCCAGCCCAGGAGGAUCCUAAUUAUGGCACAACUAUUGCCUCCAUAAUCACUGUGACAGGAGCUGUGUGGGCCAGAAGGAGAUGUGAGAUGGAGCCGGUUGAUGCUGAAGAGGAUGUUGGAAUCACUGCUUCUUGCCCCAGCUUCAAACCAGAGGCUAUUAUUGCCAGCUGCCUGCUAAGGUUGAACCAGCUGCUGCCAAGAAAAGGGCCAGCCACCUCUUCUGCCUCAUUUCCGGGAUGCACCAGCCGCAGUCUGCAGGUCUCUCUCUGCGUCGUCUGGCCAGAGGGAGUGGACAGACUGCCAGCAAUGGGUUUUCCUCGAAAUUGUGAUAAGAAAUCUGAGAAAGUGGCAACCCUGCAGGAGAAAGAAAACCAUGACAAGCUGACGGUAGACCUCGAUCUCUACAAAACUGAUGUGCUUUUAAAACUAAGAACAAAAGUUAUUAAAUGUGCAGCCAUCUGGUUUUCAGCUGAUGAGGACCUGAGUGAAGAGGGCAAAAGUAGGAAUGGAAAGAUCACCAGGUAUUUGUGCAGCGAGGCAGUUGAACUUGAUUUCUAG